AUGAUGGAUUUCCGAACUGAAGUUUGCACAUUUGCAAGGCCGGCGGCAAUGUUCAAAACAUUACGACGCCUUCAUGGCUACAAUUUGGAAAAUCGUGGUUUAAACGAUCUUUCUGAAACAUUUCAAAAUUUCGUUACGCGAGCUAGAUUCUUUAAUAUUGGGCGAUUAAGACGUACGUGGUCUCAUUCGGCGGUGGAAUUUCUAAAAUAUCGGCGCUUAUUACCCAUGCUGACAUCUGACGAACAGGCAUUUAAUACCGCUGAAUUUUCCGAUGAAUUGACUCCUGGUCUGUCAGUAUCGACAUCGACACAGUCAAAGGAAUGUGACAGUCCACUUCAACGGUCAAAAAAUGAAGACCGAAAAAUUCUCGUUACGAAUAUUUCCCGACAUGUCACGGCUAAUCAGCUUAAAUCAUUUUUCUCAAAGUUUGGUGCCAUAUCAAGUUGUUAUAUACCGUCAGAAGAACGUCAACAUUCAUUGUACGCUACGUUACCAAAAAAAUCUCGAUCAAGCUUGACCGCUUACAUUACAUUCAAAAAUAUGGAAGGUGCAGAACGAGCAAAGAAUGCAACUGCAGAUGAACUGAGAUUUUAUGAUCAAGUGAUGUUGAUAUCGCAGUUAUCAUUAAAAAAAAAGGGUGUCGUUCGAAAUGCUCUUCAAAAGACGAACGUUUAUUCAGGUCCAGAUGAUCUUUCCAACAAUAUGGUAACAGUUGCAUCACGGAGUACAACAUUAUCCACAUUAGCAGAUGUUGCAUCACUGUUUUCACAUCGAUUAUCACUGUCAGUACUACCGCCAAAAGUACUUACAUUAAUCCUGUCUUUCUUGCCACCGAUGGAUAGAAUCCGAUUAGAAAGAGUAAGCAAAAGCUUCCUGGAAUCAUCUAUUGAGGCUUGGAAAUGGAACGAUGCAUUAUCAUUCUCAAGUGAUAGUGGUUUUGGACACACUUUCUCACCAUUAAAUCCUCUUCGGAAUAUUCAUCUGAAGGCACUUUUGUCUCGUUGUGGUGUACAUUUGAAGUCUUUGGAUUUAUCCGGAGUAGUACAUUUACUGGAUGAACAAGCUUUUCAUAUUAUUUCAUCUUCAUGUCCAAAUUUGGAAGAAGUGAAUUUAUCGGGACUCGGUGGUCAUUGGCAAACAGUGCGUACAUUUGGUGAACCACUGACGAAUUUACGGUCUGUUAUAUACAGAGAUAUGGUAGGUAUAAGUGAUAAGACAAUGUGGUAUUUGUUCAAGCCAUUAGGCAUGAAUAUAUGUGAAGUUGAUCUUCGAGGCUGCCGACGUUUCAAAGGUCGUUGCUUCCGGCUCUUUGGAAAUUCAUUAGAAAAAAUUUUACUUGAUGGUUGCUGCCGUCUGGAUAAACAGUCCCUUGAAGAACUAUGUCUUAAUUCACCGAAUAUCACUGAACUGCGGUUGAGUUCAUGUCAGUUGGUUUCUGAUGAUAUACUCAGUUUGAUAUCGAGAAGCUUAACACAUUUAAAGUCGUUUGCCUUGUGUGGUGAUUUUUUUCCGAACUUGACUUCAAUGGGUUUAAUGGCUUUGUUACGAUUGCGCUGUCUUUGUGAGCUAUCGCUAGAUAACAAUUCACUUGUAUCGGAUGAAGUAUUGGAAGAAAUAACUAAUCUUCCACAUUUGCGCUUUCUUAGUUUGGCAUAUGCUGGCUCAGAUGUUACAAUAACCGAAAAAGUUAUUAUGAGGAUUGGAAAAUUGAAGGAGCUUCAAACGCUUGAUGUUAGCUCAUUAGCAGCAAUAACAGAUCGCUCCCUAUCGACAAUUAUUUCCGGCUGUUUAAAACUGCAGAUUAUUCGAGCGCGCUGUUGCACAUAUUUGGGUGACGAAGGUGUCUGUUCAUUAACGACGCUGAAAAAUUUGGAGCACAUUGAUCUGAGUGGAUGUCUUCUUGUAACUUCAAAUGGCAUUCAAGCGUUACUUGAUGCUUUUCCAACCUCUGAAUAUUCUCAGAAACUGACGAUGAUCACAGUGGUUGUUGGUGGAACGGUAUGUAAUGUUCAAUCCUUACGUCAAAGUAAUAGUCGUGUGGUUGUGGAUAUAAGCGACUAUAGUGUCUCAUGUAGUAGUAAUACAGCUGAAGAACUUUUUUCAAUUUCUGGUAGAUUUCUUGGCACAAGGAAUAAUUCAGACGAAAGUUCAUCAGACGACGAGUUCGAUGCAUUGACUACUCAUCGAUCGUUUAUAAUAGAUGCGUUACGCGAUGUAGAAGAUGACUCACCACUGGAAACACAAGAAUCGAUUGAUGAAUGGGCCGAACGUGAAGCUCUCGAUUUAGGUCUUAUAGCGAAAUGA
Messenger RNA from Brugia malayi, 2304 nucleotides. RefSeq names its product Leucine Rich Repeat family protein. The record is from RefSeq and is a predicted model, not a curated record. The coding region runs from base 1 to 2304 and encodes 767 amino acids. Gene Ontology annotation, molecular function: protein binding; RNA binding. NCBI's taxonomy places the organism in Eukaryota, Metazoa, Nematoda, Chromadorea, Rhabditida, Onchocercidae. The transcript has 20 exons. Gene Ontology annotation, biological process: SCF-dependent proteasomal ubiquitin-dependent protein catabolic process. Gene Ontology annotation, cellular component: SCF ubiquitin ligase complex.